This is a messenger RNA of Xiphias gladius (swordfish), 1008 nucleotides long. RefSeq names its product galactosylgalactosylxylosylprotein 3-beta-glucuronosyltransferase 1. The record is from RefSeq and is a predicted model, not a curated record. Bases 1 to 1008 code for a protein of 335 amino acids. Gene Ontology annotation, cellular component: Golgi membrane. Lineage: Eukaryota; Metazoa; Chordata; Actinopteri; Istiophoriformes; Xiphiidae. Gene Ontology annotation, biological process: chondroitin sulfate proteoglycan biosynthetic process; carbohydrate metabolic process. Gene Ontology annotation, molecular function: galactosylgalactosylxylosylprotein 3-beta-glucuronosyltransferase activity. The transcript is spliced from 4 exons.
AUGCCGAAGAGACGAGACAUUGUCGCUAUUGUGUUGAUCGUGUUACCUUGGACACUUCUCAUCACUGUUUGGCACCAGAGUACCAUCACUCCUCUGCUUGCUACUCGAAAGGAUGACAGGCGUGACGGUCGCUCCAUCUCCAGAAAUACUUUUGCUUUCAAGGAAUCCUGCUCACUGCAGAACCGGGACAUCGUGGAGGUGGUGCGCACUGAGUAUGUCUACAGUCGGCCUCCGCCCUGGUCCGACUUCCUGCCCACUAUCCACGUCAUCACUCCCACUUACAGCCGGCCUGUGCAGAAGGCAGAGCUGACGCGUCUGGCCAACUCCUUGCUCCACGUGCCAAACCUACACUGGAUCCUGGUGGAGGACUCUCAGAGGAGAACCACUCUGGUCAGCCGUCUCCUCCUGGAGACAGGACUCAACUACACCCACCUCAACGUGGAGACACCUAGGAACUACAAGGUACGUGGGGAAACUAGGGACCCUAGAAUACCACGUGGUACCAUACAGAGGAACCUGGCCCUGCGGUGGCUCCGGGAGACCUUCAGCGUGAAUACCAGCCAGCCUGGGAUUGUCUACUUUGCAGAUGAUGACAACACUUAUAGUCUGGAGCUGUUUGAGGAGAUGCGUUCAACACGAAAGGUGUCAGUGUGGCCCGUGGCUUUUGUGGGUGGCCUUCGGUACGAGUCCCCUAAAGUAAACACCUUGGGCAAGGUUUACGGCUGGAAGACUGUAUUUGAUCCACACCGGCCCUUUGCCAUUGACAUGGCUGGGUUUGCAGUGAACCUGCGCCUCAUUCUGUCUAAACCUCAGGCUUAUUUCAAGUUACGUGGGGUGAAGGGAGGCUAUCAGGAGAGCAGUUUAUUAAAGGAGCUGGUGACCCUUGGCGACUUGGAGCCUAAAGCUGCUAACUGCACUAAGGUAUUAGUGUGGCACACACGGACAGAGAAGCCUGUGCUGGUAAAUGAGGGCAAGAAAGGAUUUACAGACUCUAACGUGGAGAUAUGA